UUAACUGUUUCAUUCUAUAUUUUCCAGGGUCAAAAUGUUUUUGGGCUCGAUGUCAUUGAAACGCCAGAAGGAGACAAGAUGCCACAACUGAUUGUUCAGAAGGAGUUAGAUAGGGAAGAGAAGGAUACAUAUGUAAUGAAAGUAAAGGUUGAAGAUGGUGGCUUUCCUCAAAAAUCCAGUACUGCCAUUUUGCAAAUAAGUAUUGCUGAUAUAAAUGAUAACCAUCCAGUUUUCACGGAGAGUGAAAUUGAAGUCAGUAUACCAGAAAAUGCUCCUGUAGGUACUUCAGUGACACAGCUCCAUGCCACAGAUGCCGACAUAGGUGAAAAUGCCAAAAUUCACUUCUAUUUCAGCAAUCUAGUUUCCAACAUAGCCAAGAGGCUAUUUCACCUCAACUCCUCCACCGGACUUAUCACAAUCAAAGAACCACUGGAUAGGGAAGAAUCACCAAACCACAAGUUGCUGGUUUUGGCAAGUGAUGGUGGGUUGAUGCCAGCAAGAGCAAUGGUGCUAGUAAAUGUUACAGAUAUCAAUGAUAAUGUCCCAUCAAUCGAUAUAAGAUACAUCAUCAAUCCAAUCAAUGGCACUGUGGUUCUUUCAGAAAAUGCUUCACUCAACACCAAAAUUGCUCUCAUAACUGUGACAGAUAAAGAUGCUGACCAUAAUGGUAGGGUGACAUGCUUCACAGAUCAUGAUGUCCCUUUCCGAUUAAGGCCAGUAUUUAGUAAUCAGUUUCUCCUGGAGACGGCUGCAUUUCUUGACUAUGAGUCCACCAAAGAGUAUGCCAUUAAAUUACUGGCCGCAGAUGCUGGCAAACCUCCAUUGAACCAGUCAUCCAUGCUCCUUAUCAAAAUAAAAGAUGAAAAUGACAAUGCUCCCGUUUUUACCCAGUCUUUCAUAAGUACUUCUGUUCCUGAGAAUAACUCUCCUGGCUCCCAGUUGACAAAAAUAAGUGCGACGGAUGCAGACACUGGACGUAAUGCUGAAAUCACUUACCUAUUAGGCGAUGAUGCUCCAUCUGAAUUCAACCUGGAUCAGCGUACAGGCAUUCUGACUGCAAUGAAGAAACUGGAUAGAGAAAAACAGGAAAAGUAUUACUUUACAGUUCUGGCAAAAGAUAACGGGAUUCCACCCUUAAUAACCAAUGUCACAGUCUUAGUGACAGUUCUUGAUCAAAAUGACAACAGUCCAAUUUUCACACACAAUGAAUAUAAUUUCUAUGUCCCAGAAAACCUUUCUAGACAUGGCACAGUAGGACUAAUCACUGUAACUGAUCCUGAUUAUGGAGAAAAUUCUGCAGUUACUCUCUCCAUUUUAGAUGUGAAUGAUGACUUCACCAUUGAUUCACAGACUGGUGUCAUUCGACCAAAUAUUUCAUUUGACAGAGAAAAACAAGAGUCUUAUACUUUCUAUGUACAGGCUGAGGAUGGUGGUAGGGUAUCACGUUCUUCAACUGCCAAAGUGACCAUAAAUGUGGUUGAUGUCAAUGACAACAAGCCAGUUUUUCUUGUCCCUUCUUCCAACUACUCCUAUGAAUUGGUUCUACCAUCCACUGAUCCGGGCACAGUGGUCUUCACAGUAGUUGCUAUUGACAAUGACACUGGCAUGAAUGCAGAGCUUCAGUACAGCAUUGUAGGAGGAAAUGCAAGAGGUCUGUUUAUAAUCAACCAAACAACAGGCAACAUUACAAUGAAGGAGAAAUGUGUUUUAGCAGACCUUGGUUUACACAGACUGGUAGUCAAAGCUAACGACUUAGGGCAACCUGAUUCUCUCUUCAGUGUUGUAAGAGUUAAUCUAUUUGUGAAUGAGUCAGUAACUAAUGCUACACUGAUUCAUGAAUUGGUGCACAGAAACACUGAAACAUCAGUAACCCAAAAUAUCGAGACAACUGAUUCAUCCUCCCCAACCACUGACUAUGUCAAGAUCAUGGUUGCCAUUGUUGCUGGCACCAUAACUGUCAUCCUUGUUAUUUUCAUCACUGCUGUCAUAAGAUGCUGCCAAUCACCACACCUUAAGGCUGCUCAGAAAAACAAGCAGAAUUCUGAAUGGGUUACUCCAAACCCAGAAAAUCGGCAGAUGAUAAUGAUGAAGAAAAAGAAGAAGAAGAAGAAGAAGCAUGCCCCUAAGAACUUGCUGCUUAACUUUGUCACUAUUGAGGAAACUAAGGCAGAUGAUGCUGACAAUGAUGGAAAGAGCAUCACACUAGACCUUCCCAUUGAGCUGGAAGAGCAAACCAUGUGCAAGUACAAUUGGGGCACUACACCUACUACUUUCAAGCCUGACAGUCCUGAUUUGGCCAGGCACUACAAAUCUGCAUCCCCACAGCCUGCUUUCCAGAUCCAACCAGAAACUCCCCUGAAUUCAAAGCACCACAUCAUCCAGGAACUGCCUCUUGAUAAUACCUUUGUGGCCUGUGAUUCCAUCUCCAAGUGUUCCUCCAGCAGUUCUGAUCCCUACAGUGUUUCUGAGUACAGCUAUCCGGUGACAACUUUCAAGACCCCUGUGUCUGUACACACCAGAUUGCCAAUGAAGGAGGUUGUAAGAUCUCACACCCCCAUGAAGGAGACGACAGUGGAGGUCUGGGUGCAUCCUCAACCACAGGUAUGAAGUGAAAGAG
This is a messenger RNA of Myotis davidii, 2617 nucleotides long. RefSeq names its product protocadherin-11 X-linked. The record is from RefSeq and is a predicted model, not a curated record. Gene Ontology annotation, biological process: homophilic cell-cell adhesion. NCBI's taxonomy places the organism in Eukaryota, Metazoa, Chordata, Mammalia, Chiroptera, Vespertilionidae. Gene Ontology annotation, cellular component: plasma membrane. Gene Ontology annotation, molecular function: calcium ion binding. The transcript is spliced from 2 exons. The annotation marks the transcript as partial.